UCUUUUCCUACCGGGGUUCCAGUGAGAGGAUGUUAUGAGAGGAACACCGCUCAGGCUGACAUGGUUUCCUAUCUUCUCACACUCCUCCAUCUCUGCACCUCCCGCUGUCUUCUAAUGGUUUGAUGGAGAGCUGGUCGAAUGUCAGCGGGAACUAUCGUUAUAUCCGGAGGAAUUCUCGCCGGAGUGAUACUGCUGUGCAUCGUAGCAGUGCUCUGUUACUGUAGACUCCAGUAUUACUGCUGUAAGAAGAAUGGUUCUGAGGUGGACGUGGGCUCUGUGGCGGGAGCGGACCCUCUCUCUCAUUUCCCCUGCAAUGCCUGCAACGCCCUCGCCAUGGACGGGGCCGCCAUCACCCCGGUGUCUCUGGAUCAGCUGGAGACGGGAACUCACCACAACCACUGCCCCACCUGUUCCCCCUACACCCUGCGCUCUGGACUCUCUAACAGCCUGCGUAACGGGGGGGAGCGUCUGGGCUUCCACACAUACUACGAGAACCCAUCUGUUUCUCUGCCGCUGACCGCCCACCAACAGGGCUCCUCGCCUGUGAGCUACUACAGUCCCACGGACGAGUUUCCUCCCCCUCCACCACCUCCACGCUCCUACAGCACCGAUGUCUGACCUCUGCUGCUUUCUAAACUUACACUCACAUAGAAAACCUUUCUCGGAUGGAUUGUGGAGGGUUUUGAUGCAGCACAAUGACAAACAUUACUUCACAUGCUCACUUCUGCCACAGAUUUCAUCCAUGGGGGGUGACCCAUAAACUGAGUCCACUGACAGAGAGGUAAAACGCCCAUGGGGAGUUUCAGUAAGCAGUAUAAACCAGAGAUAGUGGUACAUUACUCUAGUAAAACCUCAUUUUGUUUCACACAAGGCCAAAUCACACGCGUUAAUAAAAUGUCAAUGUAAGUGUAAAGGUACAUGGAUUGAUGCGUAAUUUAAGACACUUUUUAAGCUGGUCAGGGACAUGUGUGACCAUGCAUAAAGUUUAUUGGGAACACACAAUGGGCCCCACAGGCAAGUCAAUGUUCAUAUGUAGGUGCUAUGGAUGCAAUUCCCCUAAGUCAUGUUACUGAUUUAGGAUUACAAUUUUAACAUUUCAAAAUUGCACACUUUCCACACAAAAAAACAUGUACAUUAUUUUGCACUUUUGCACCAUAUGAUUGGGAUAAAAAAAUCAAUGAUGUCCAAAUUAAAUGUUUCUGGAUCUAAUUUAGUAGUUAUCAAAGAAAACGGAGGGAAUAACCUUGAAAGUGAAAAUGCACAUAAAUAUAAAUUGGCUAUUUAUUAUUAGUAACUUCAUUCUUAAUACAGAGUAUGAUUAAUUUGAUGCCUGUUCACACUUUUAUUCAUGUUCAGCUGUUUUACUACUAAAAACACGUCUCAUUUACGCUCGUUAUAAAUUAUGAUCAAUUAAUUUGUGUAAAAAGGGAAGUUGAACACGGUGACUAACAACAACCAAACAAUUUAACAAAAAAUCAACACCAAAUAAUAUGGAUCUUUUGGGAUACUUAGACAAGAAAUCCUUAUUAAGGAAGUGGAAUUCACAGCUCCUGCUCUAAUUGCUAUUAUUAACAAAUGACACAUAAGCAUGCUGCUUAAGGCCUGAUUUUAUUUUGAUAAACUUUUAGACAUUUCACAAGAUAGUUUAGCCCAUGUCUGUUAAAAAGCUUACAAAUACCUUCAUCAGUAGGAACAUAGAAAAGGUGAGCCUGUUCCCCUGACAUCAAACUGUCUCAAUCAUUGAUUGAUUAUCAGUUAACAGAAUGACAAGCUUCUCACACACUGAUAGAUGAUCCAGCUUCAUAAAUAAGCAUUAUAAGUCAAUAGCCAAGGUGGCUUGAAUUAGCCACAGAAAUCUUCUCUCUGCCUGUAAAGCAUGAGACUGUCAUUUGUAUUUGUUAUUGUUUAGAGCCAGCCAUAGUUUUUAAUAUAAAUGGAGAUUAAUAGGAGUUAGCUGCAGUCUGCUGGGUCUUCACCGUCUAACUACGUGUGAUAACAUUGCACAGAGAAGGACCCCUGCCUUGUUAGUUUCUGUUAUUCUCCCCUGCAUUGUUCCCCUCUCCCUGUGCCGGUGUUAACCGAGAAGGUCAAUGCUAAUAUGAGAACCCCCCCCCCCCCCCCCCCAUCCCUACUGUACAUGAGGGCUAACAGUUUUUCUAUUGGGUGUUGUUGUUUGCCAACCACAGAAACUCCUAAUGGAGCCUAAGUGUUGUUUAUCUCCAGAGGAAACACAUGGAAAGUGAAGGAGAAACUAGAAAAAGUAUGAAUUCAGUUAGCUUUUGUUUUCACUCCUGGUUAAUGAAACUGGACUGCUAAAAGGGUUCUGCAGUGUCUUCCAUUAAAGUCGAUGUAUUUAACCUUUUUCAUGUUUACAGAUUGAGACAAACAAAAGGAAAUCAGAUGUUAGAGGUGUUGUAGGCAGAGAGGAUCGUGUACUAUGCUUUGUUGAUCUUGAAGCUUAAGUUUUGUAUCUUAUAAGUAAUUGUAUCUGCUAUACAGUACAGUAACAAUAUGCAGUGUUAUUCCACAGUAUAUGCCUAUCUAUAUAUUUUUAAGGAGUGUUGUAGUGUUUGUGAGCAACGUCAGGGCUUGAGUGUGUUUUAGUGAGUUUGUACCAAAUGUGAGUUUUCCAUGCUUUUUAGUUAUUCUGCCAUCUUGAUUUUUCUCUCUAUUAAUAUCUCAGUACAAGACAGAAAUUGCACGAGAAGAGAAUGGAAAUGUACAUUUGGAACAGAAAAUGGACUUAAAAUUAAUUAAAA
Notothenia coriiceps (black rockcod) is the source of this 2759-nucleotide messenger RNA. RefSeq names its product protein FAM163A-like. The coding region runs from base 139 to 618 and encodes 159 amino acids. The transcript has 3 exons. The record is from RefSeq and is a predicted model, not a curated record. Lineage: Eukaryota; Metazoa; Chordata; Actinopteri; Perciformes; Nototheniidae.